CCCCCCCCCCCUCCUCCUCCUCCUCUCUCUUCUUUCUGCAAGAGGCCCGGGAGCUGCAGGGGUUACCCCUCACACCUCCUCUCAUUUGUCCAGAUUUUUUAUCUUUUUUGAAAUUGUUAUUACUGUUUGCCUGCUCGUGAGCCCCCGGUCUGCCGCCUGCCCGCGGGCACGGAGAUCGCGAGCCCCGCCCCCCGCCCCGCCCCCCGGCGGGAGCUGUCCGGUGCUGAAGUUGCAUUUCUCUCCUCCGCAAGCGGACCCGAGGGGACGAGUCAGAGGAACUCAAAACAGAAGAGACGCUCCAAAUAAGACAGAAGACUUCCACCGGAUCAGUCCACAGCUCUGAAAAAACAUCCACAAGCCAAACAACAACCUGAAGACAAUCUUCCUCCGGUUGGCCUGUCGUGGUGUGUGACGGGCGCAUCAGCACGCUGGUGAUCGGCUGUGUCCGCCGAGUGUGUGUCGUUGUGUGCGUGUGUGUGUGUGUGAGCGAGACGGUGUCGCACCACCAUGCCAAGGUCCUUCCUGGUGAAAAAGGUGAAACUCGAUGAUUUCUCCACCGCGGCGGAUCUGGAGCACGCCUACCGGCACAGGACAGACCUCAGCCUGCGGCUCCAUAACAAAGCUAGUUACAUCAGUGACUACAUCAGCCCAGUUGUGUACGAUGGCGAGAGUGACAGUGGGAUUAAGGUGCCCUCGCCCGACCCCCUCUACGAUGGUAUCCACAGCGACUACGGGGCGCCUGACUCGGAGUCGCCAGACAGCCCCGGCUCCGAGAUCACCGAUGGCUACAUCAAUGGAGAUGCUGCAGUGAGCGAGGGUUACUCGGUUGACGCCUUCUACAUCACCGAUGGCCGCUCGAGGAGGAAAGCCCUUGGCAGCCCCAGGAGCAUUCAGAGGCACACCUGCAACGAGUGCGGCAAGACCUACGCCACGUCCUCGAACCUGAGCCGGCACAAACAGACACACCGCUCGCUGGACAGCAAGAUGGCAAAGAAGUGUCCGACGUGCGGGAAGGUGUACGUGUCCAUGCCCGCCAUGGCCAUGCACCUGCUCACCCACGACCUCAAGCACAAGUGCGACGUGUGCGGGAAGGCGUUCAGUCGACCGUGGCUUUUGCAGGGCCACAUGCGCUCCCACACGGGCGAGAAGCCGUUCGGAUGUGCCCACUGCGGGAAGGCCUUCGCAGACCGCUCGAACCUGCGCGCUCACAUGCAGACGCACUCGGCCUUCAAGCACUUCAAGUGUAAACGCUGCGACAAGACCUUCGCACUCAAGAGUUACCUGAACAAGCACUACGAGUCCGCCUGCUUCAAAGGCCCCUUCUCUCCCCUCGGCCCCUUAGAUGAAUGACCCCCUGCACAGAUACAACAAACAGACAAAACUGCAGAAAUAAAUUACCAUUAUCCUUAAAAAACUGAACUGCAGACACAAACAAUCUAUUUUUGGUCAGGGUAUGACCUUGCUUUCCCUCCCCACACCUCGCUGUCCCCUGGAGCCGAUUCGUGAUGAUGAAGAUAGCACAAUUUUUUCUCCUUGAGAUUUGCCAACUUAAGGAUUUAACUGAUCUACGCAUGCACUUCCUCAAAAAACUCUACACCUCCUCUUCCUCUGUCUGUUCUAGAUCGGGACAGUAACACUAACACGGCUUCCUUCUGGCAUCUAGAAACAGUAUGACAACAUAUAUUUUGGGACACUGAUGAUGAUGAUGACGACGACAAAGACAAUAGUAAGCCUAUAGCUACUGGGUUCCUCCCUGCACUGAAACACAGUGAAAGAGUUUUUCCUUUUUAUUUUGUUUUUUCUGGGGGAAUAAUAGUAAUAAUAAUAGUAAUAAUAAUGAUAAUAAUAAUGUUCUGCUGCACCAAGUGACCAUAUUCUCUCCACUACUGAGGUAAAAUAGUAUCUAUUUCAGCUUUUUAUUCUUUAUUUAUUUAUUUAUUGUGACUUUAUACUUGAUUUGAUCACAACGAAGUGACACCAUUAUUUAUUUGUUGCACUUUAAUUUCUGUGUACGUAGGAUAUUUGCCAACCUCUUUUUAUCACUACAGGCCAAAGCAUAUGUCACUUUUUUUGAGUACUAUUUUUUCUUAUUAUGUUGUUUACCUUGUUUUCUUAUUAACGUUAUUGCAUGCAAAAAAAAAAAGAAAUAAUGAAAUCUAUGCCAACAUCAUAAAAAAGCUUAUGAUUUUUGCCAAAAUCCAAUAGAUAGAAACGUGAGGGCAAUAUUUUUUUUCUUGGAGCGUCCGUGGGACUCUUUAAAAGCAAUAAUCACCUAAUGCAUGGUAUUUUAUGAUGAAGUUAUGAAGUAUUACCUACUACUGUAUAGCAGUUCAAAAAUCAGGUAUGUUUUACUUCACCUAUAGUCAUAAACAGAAAGAUACUAAUAUAACAGACAUCAGGGAACAUGCCAAUGUAGUGUUAGAGUAACAAAAAGAAAAGUCCUGUCUUUCCUCUCUUGUUAUGCACUGCCUGCCUCUUAGUGAGUAGAGCUAACGUAGGGUGUAGGCUAGAGAGGCUGGGAUCAGCUGCCUGCUGGGUGUGAGGCCUAUUGUAGGAUAACUAUAACCAUAACAGACCCGCACACGGCCGACUCGACCAUGACACAAGCAGGAGCGGCCUCACUUUGGAUCAGGCCGCACAAGAUUCAACUCCGAUUUACUCAUUGACUCUUCCAUGACAGUUCAGUGGUUUGAAAAACGUUUGGGGGUGUUAAAAUGACAUUUAAAGGUCGUGAAAACAUCCAUAUGCACCCAAAAAUGUAACAACAAUAACUUAAAAUAACCAUUUAAUAAUGCUGAGAUGCAUCUUAUCUCUCUCCUCAUACAAACAAGCACACGUUUAAAUGAAGUCAAUAGAGCAAUCGGACAAAUGAAGUGUGCAUCGACCCAAAAACGAUACAUGGUAUUUAGCCAAUCUCCGUAUAUUUCCAAAAGGAAGUCUCAGUUCGGUGCAUUGUCGAAGUUGGAGUGAGGUCAAUACAUUAUUUAACUACACUUCCGAGUGCACUCCCAAACCAUUCUGCAACAGCGUGCAUUCUUAAACCGCAGGAAAAAAAAGCAUGCACUUAAGCCGGAUGGUCUGAUUGCAGCUUAACCGUUACGGCCCCACACUGUAGAUAAAUAUGACAGAGACCAGAUUAUUCUGCAGUAGGCCCCAUUCAUCCCUAACGGGCCCCACCAUAGGAAUAGCGCUAUGCGUGAUGUACCUAAAGACAGGCUGACUCUAACCACCCCCAACCCGUAGAUAGCUUAGCGUGUGAUCUAACUGGCCAAUACCAGUGUUGCUGAACCCAGUUCUCUGCAGCUCAGAAAACCUUUUUCCGCAGAUUCAUGGAGCCUCUUGAGAGACAGACUGAGCACACACAGAUCUGCACAGAAAAAAAAAAAAUCAUUGUUUACCUUCAUGUGUCAUGACGUACGUCCACAUUGUAACAUUCACGCGUGAGCACCGGUGCAUGCCGACACCAGAGAACACAAUACCUGCUGAUGAGCUCUCAGGGGGGAGACAACAUCCGUGUCCACGGUCAAACUUUUGACGAUUGAAAAGAAAUUUGGAUUAUUAUUCAGACGUGGACCUAUGACAAAGGAGUGUUGAUAAUGGCAGUGCAGAUUUAAGGUCGUAGAGACAAACGGAGUCUGUCCUGUGACAUGGACACAUUACCUAAUGUCACUGAACAAGCAGAGCUACAGGACGUGUACACAACAGCCGAUCAAUUGUCUUCAGUCAAAGAGUCUACAUUUUGCCAUAAGAAAUGUGUUGCGUUAUAGGAUGAUACAAUCUUUACGCAUUAAAGAAAAAAGGUCUUUUGAAGUCAACAAGUCAAUAAGAAGGAGGCAGGCGUUGUGGUGACUGGGGCGAUCAGUAUGUGAGUCAGCAGACUGCAGGUCUUAUCUCCCUCCCUGACGCGUGAACGGGAUUUGAGUUGCAAUUACCUGUAUUGUAUCUGACCAUUAGUUCAGCACAGAGCUCCGACUUGUUGCCGCUUACAAUUAUUCAUUUUUACAUACAAAGGUAAAAACAUUAAAUGAGGUGCUCAAGCUCAAGUACUACUCGAUCACAACUGAAUAUCUAAAAGACACAGAGUGACAAAGAGCCCGUAUAUGCCAUGCAAGCUAAAGCUCUACCCCUAGUAUUUCGUAACAAAUCGUGAAGACAUCGAUCCCUGGAAGAGAUAAAAAAAUAACAAUAUUACUCUGGCUCUAAAAUCGUAUUUCUCACUUCACUCUGAAUGAGAUGAAAACAGUACAAAAAACGCUGUUGCUACCGUAGCGACUGAUGACAGUGUGACAAAGGUACAAGGUUGCUGAACAUACCGCUGACAUUGUUUCUGACAGCGAUGUCUCCGGUGGUUGUUUUACGCCUCACAGAUUGUUUCAUUGUGUGUUAAAACUCUUUGCGUAUUUGCACUGCGGUCUAAACAUCCUAAGGGCAUUUGGCCAAAGUAGUCGUAUUGCCGGUCACGAGUUUGACGGCGUUUGUGCGUCCGUCUGUGUGCGUCUGUCUCUGGGCGAGCUCCAGGUCUGAUCUCUCGAAGCACUUCCAUUCUUGUCAUUUCCACCUUAAAGAAAGUAGCACAAUGAAACUAACUAGAAUUCAGGUAGAGAAGAAUUUAAAACCUUGUACUAGCUUGACCUCUCUUCUUCUUUUUUUGUAUUUCCAAGUUAAAGAAUGAUGAUAACCUAAAUAAUCAUUUAUUGCAAGAGGGUUUGUAAAGAAUCCUUUGGAUUGAUACAUUUUUACUGCUGUAGAGCGACUAUCUGACACACCUUAUCUCAGGAGGUCUGGAUCUCUGCUGCAGGGAGACGGUCUCCUGGGCUUUUUUGAGCCAGUAUUCAAACAAUGUAAGCACAAUGAACACAAAGCAUUUUGUGGCACUUCAUAAUAAAGAAUAAUCUUAACGAA
This is a messenger RNA of Scophthalmus maximus (turbot), 4902 nucleotides long. Its product is annotated as transcriptional repressor scratch 1-like. The transcript is spliced from 2 exons. Gene Ontology annotation, molecular function: RNA polymerase II cis-regulatory region sequence-specific DNA binding; DNA-binding transcription factor activity, RNA polymerase II-specific. The record is from RefSeq and is a predicted model, not a curated record. NCBI's taxonomy places the organism in Eukaryota, Metazoa, Chordata, Actinopteri, Pleuronectiformes, Scophthalmidae. Gene Ontology annotation, biological process: regulation of DNA-templated transcription. Bases 508 to 1350 code for a protein of 280 amino acids.